Messenger RNA from Xylaria bambusicola, 1731 nucleotides. Its product is annotated as fungal-specific transcription factor domain-containing protein. Gene Ontology annotation, molecular function: RNA polymerase II cis-regulatory region sequence-specific DNA binding; DNA-binding transcription factor activity, RNA polymerase II-specific; zinc ion binding. The coding region runs from base 1 to 1731 and encodes 576 amino acids. The record is from RefSeq and is a predicted model, not a curated record. Gene Ontology annotation, cellular component: chromatin. The transcript has 5 exons. Gene Ontology annotation, biological process: regulation of transcription by RNA polymerase II; DNA-templated transcription. Lineage: Eukaryota; Fungi; Ascomycota; Sordariomycetes; Xylariales; Xylariaceae.
AUGGGUCUUUACAACAAUGCACUCUUCAAUCAGAUGCCGGGCCUCCCUUGGGUGGGCACGAGAGUUUUCGAUACGCCUACCGACCUGGAACUGCUGGAUAUCGGCUUGAACGCUCAUGAACCGGCCUGGUUACUUGGUAGUGAUUUUGAUCUCAACAUUCUAGACUUUCCAAUAUCCAGUGUCAUGACAGAAUGGGGCUAUUCGAAUCACGAAAAUCUACCCCCGCACCCAGAGGCAUAUGAAACCUCUAAUACGCUAGAUCAGAUAGAUGAGGCAUAUAGGGAAGGUCUCAGGUAUAAAUUACAGCCAUGCCCUUCUAAUACAGCCCUUCCUUCCGCGGACUUCCUUAACCUAUGUAUCAAGUUAUACUUUGUGCGCUUCAAUCCGGUCUUCCCCAUUGUCCAUGCACCGUCUUUCCGCCCUUCAUCAGAGAACGCUAUCCUCCUCUUGUCUGUGUGCUCUGUUGGCGCUCUCUUCAUGGGCUCAGCAACCGCCGCUGCCCAAGGCAGGAAGAUCUUUCAAACCCUGAAUAAAGCAAACCUAUCGUCAUGGGAUACCUACAUUCGUCGCGAUGCUAGAGAGUGGCGUUCGCUUGUCCAGGCAUCGAUUAUCGGUCAAACAUUUGGCAUGCUCUCAGGCCAGCCAGAUAAUGUUUGUAUGACAGAGAGCUUCCAUGGAACAGCCAUCGCGUGGGCCCGGCAGGGCGGCUUCUUCAAGAUCAGAGCUGCCCCUCUCCCGAAUUGCGAUGAACCCGAGGCGAACAAAGGGGACCUUUGGAGACGCUGGGUAGAUGCCGAAGAAUCUGUCCGCUUAGUCUUAGCGCUCUAUGUUCACGAUUCAGAAUUCGCAACAACAUUUCAUCAUGAGCCGCUUCUUCGGCAUGGUACCGGGAAGCUACCAGUUUGCAACCCAGAUGAAUUAUUUUUCGCGCCCACUGCAUCCGAUUGGUAUAACAUUGUAACGAGAGAUAGGGUCGCCAACUCUAAAAUCACACAUAUCAAUGCCGCCAACAUACUGGCAGUGCCGCCAGUGAUUAUGACAACGCGCAAAGCACAAAUGUUUGCGUAUGCUUCCCUUGCUGGCUUAGUAGCCUCGAUUCAGGAAAAGAGGGCCUCGCUUCUUGAUGACGGAGCAAAGCAGCAAUUCCGCAACCUGCUUCUGUCAUGGCACCAUGAGCACUACAAACACAUCCAGGGACCUAGAAAGAACCACAUCAAUUUGUUGAUUUUCUGGCACGCAGCCUUUAUGGCUCUCUAUUCUGAUUUUGACAUCAUGGAACGUUCCAUAGGUCGUGACGGCAAGCACGCUGCGCAAGAAGCACGGGAAGCAAUCGUAGAUUGGGCUGUCUCCCUAGAGGCUAGACGCAGUAUCCUUCACGCUCUCUUGGUGCUGAGGCAUCUAGAAAUGCUGCCAAUUGGACUCGAACCGGCUAUCCACGUGCCCAAAGCUGCAUUCUACUCAGCCAUGAUUGUGUAUAGCUACAUAAAGUGCAAGCCGUCCCCGUGUGUGCCUUCUGAGGAUGAAGUGAACUUACCCGAACUACAAGUUGCCAGCUCAACUAACAGUUUACAACCAAAUGGCGACAAGGUCACAGCAGCCAUGUUCCCUCCCGUGGAACCUAGUAUACUUUGCAAUGCGAUAGACUUGCUCCGACGCAUUGGCCAUUGGGAAAUAUCUCGCAAGUUUGCUUGCAUUUUGCAGAUCCUCCUAGAUGAUUUGACUAAAGCCUAA